Molecule: messenger RNA, 1517 nt
Organism: Nymphalis io (European peacock)
Lineage: Eukaryota; Metazoa; Arthropoda; Insecta; Lepidoptera; Nymphalidae
Product: parkin coregulated gene protein homolog
Exons: 4
Coding region: 118-885 (255 amino acids)
Molecular function (GO): Hsp70 protein binding; Hsp90 protein binding
Source: RefSeq, a predicted model, not a curated record
GAUCGGCCGAGCAAAUUUACUUUCUUAUUUUAUUACUUGUGUCAACAUUUUAGAUAGAUAUUAUCAGAUUAUUUACUUCCAUCCUUUGUGUACCAUGUUUUUAUAUUGAGCGUCAAUAUGGUCCUAUUGCCGCCGUGUACUCCGGACAUUUGUGGAAAAGACUUUCGUUCAUCUUUAAAGAAACCGAGUCCAAACUAUCCGUAUAAGACAAGAAAAUGCAGGAUCGUCCCGGCCUUUACGAUACAGGCGAUGCAGAAGAACACGAAAGUUCUUCCUCCCCCGAAGUGCGGUGUGUUCGACCCUUUGCCGCCGAAGCCGACAAUGUUCAGGAGCUGCUAUCAAAGAGGGGAGUUCCCUGUCUGUAUUGAGUUCACUACAAGCGGAAAACGGCUCGCUUGGAAGGUACCAGUAGAAAAACUGGAUUUCCACCACUAUCUUCCGAUGUUCUUUGAUGGUUUAGCUGAAGGGACAUACCCUUUUAACUUCAUAGUAGAACAUGGCAUACAUGAUCUCGUUACAAAAGGAUCUUUCAAAGUCUUACCCGUGGUUCCUCAAAUCAUUAUACCGAUAAAAAACGCGCUCGCAACAAAGCGACCCACGGUUCUCUGCCAUGCUCUCAAGUGCAUACAAAUGCUCGUAACGGGGUGCGACAGGGUCGGCGAGGCGCUCGUCCCCUACUACAGGCAGAUAUUACCCACUCUCAACCUCUUCAAGGACAGGAAUCGUAACAUGGGAUCCGGAAUAGACCAUACGGCCUCGCGUGGUGAAAAUGUUGCAGAUUUAAUUGAAGACACACUGCAAAUCCUGGAGCGCUACGGCGGACCGGACGCAUUUAUCAACAUCAAAUAUAUGAUACCAACGUAUGAAUCUUGUGUAUUGAAUUAGACAUUUCGCUUUAUUAUUUACCUCUGUAAAUUAUGAUACAUUUAUAUCAUAACUUAAUUCUUCAAAAAAUAUUAUUUAUUAUUCAUUAAUAUGUUAGUAAAGCUAUUGUGAUAAUCUCUUCAAGUAUUUCUCGAUUGGGAAAUUAAUUGUAUAAUUGCUGAGACAGAUAUUCAAAUCCUGUUCAAUAUAUAUGUUAUGUCUUUAUAUACAUAUUAAUAAUUUUUUUUGACAUCAUCUUAAUCAGCUAUUAUUAGUUCUUUGUAUACUUACUGUGUAUUUUUAUAAAUUGGUUGUAAUUUGUAUAAAUAUAAUUCUAAUGCAAUUCAAUCAUUAUCGAAAUUCGAAUCUACCAAAUUAUAUAUUUUUAGAUAAUUUUCCAAUUUUCUCAAUAAUAUUUAUAUAUGUCUAUAUAUACAUGAACUGUAGUUACAUUUCAAAAUGAGCUUUCUUUGCAAUGUUUCGAUGUACAGUGCCGUAAAGAUAGAUCGCUGAAACACCGCAACUGAAUUAAAAUUCCGCGCACUUAGAAUUUGUAAACGGGCGUAAGAAUUAAUGAAAGCUAGGAAAUAAUUGAUCUCAUUCAUUUUAAUACUCAUUUGUUUGUUGAUUUUUUUUACGUAUUAUGUUUGAGG